AUGUCAUUAUCCUUAAACUAUAAUAAGUCACAUGAGAAUUCAUUGAAUUUUCCUCUAACUAUAGUAUUACAGAUAUUUUCUUAUUUGGACAUUGAUGAGUUAACUGAACUUUACGAGACCUGCCAAUUUUUCCGAGUGCUAAUACAUAAGGCUAAACUUUCACCAGAAUGUUCCACAAUCGGUUUAAAAGAACAGCCAAAGUUAACCUGGGUAAUAGAACAUGAAUUACAGUCAAAUAAGUAUAGGACUAAAAAUAUGGGGAAUGUUGUUCUGUCGUAUGUCAAAGCCAUAAGAAAAGUGAAUGACAAGAUAAAAGACACAGAAUAUAUUCAACAGGAUAUAAGUAUAGGACAAAAUCAAGGGUCUCCAACCUUAUCAACAUUAUCUCGUUCUUCAGUAAAUUCAUUGUUUUCUGACGACGAAUGGAACUUCUCGUUAGAUGAAUCGUUGCCAUCACCAGUUAUGAAUGAAGAACCAAUUUUACAUAAUAUUGAUAAGGUGAAAGAUACUAUGAAGGUAAAAGAGAAAGCAUUAUUAUUUGAAAGAUUGAUGUCUCAGGAAAACGAAAUUCAAAUACCGAAGAAUCCUAAGCAACUACAACAGGAUGAUGCCCUCUAUGAGAGAUUUAAUGGAUUACAAAACUUAAUACUUCCCAAAUCUAAUAAUAACAGAAAUAUUACUGAUCAAUAUUUAAUGAAGGUCAGAGAAUCUGAAACAAAAAAUACAUAUAUUCCAAAGAAAACUUUAAAAAACGAUAAAGAACCAUUUCCAAAAACGAGUUAUAAUAAUAAUAAUAUUAAUAAUAAACAUAAUUUUUCACAAAAAUAUCAACAACACUUAGAGUCAAUGAACAAACCAACUAGGAUAGAUUCAAGCUCAAAGUAUGCCCCAGUAAAGCCUAUUAAACAGGGUAAGAAUAUCAAGAAUCUGUACGAAAAUAAAAUUAUUAACCAAUAG
This is a messenger RNA of Maudiozyma barnettii, 957 nucleotides long. RefSeq names its product Mfb1p (gene MFB1). The record is from RefSeq and is a predicted model, not a curated record. Gene Ontology annotation, molecular function: protein binding. The transcript has a single exon. NCBI's taxonomy places the organism in Eukaryota, Fungi, Ascomycota, Saccharomycetes, Saccharomycetales, Saccharomycetaceae. The coding region runs from base 1 to 957 and encodes 318 amino acids.